Paramecium pentaurelia is the source of this 1548-nucleotide messenger RNA. The record is from the annotation of a GenBank genome assembly. Lineage: Eukaryota; Ciliophora; Oligohymenophorea; Peniculida; Parameciidae.
AUGAAAAAAAUUAAUGGAGGAAAAAAAUAGUCAUUUGUACCUGCAGUUAUUACUAUAGAAUUUAGAAUUCAAAAAAGAAAUCAAAGUACAUAUAUCAUUUAUGCUUAUUAUCUAGUCGCUGAUCUAAUAUAAGCUAAUUCUCUACUUAAAGAGAUGAAUGAAUAGAUCAUUUUAGCCAGAGUUAAAGAAAUUGAGAACACAAUUUAUUUAGAACAUGCAGUCAAUGUUCAUUUGUAUAGUAGUAAAAUUGAAAAGGUUGUUUCGCUAUUUAAAGGCAUAAAUUAAAAUAAUUAUAUAAAUAUUGCUUAAAAAUUAAAAAAGCAAGAACUUGCUACUCAAUCCAUCUUCAAAUUAUUAGAAAAGAAAAAAUAACUAAAAGAUUAUGAUUAAGAUAUUUUAAAUAAAACUCUAUAGAAAUCAGAAUAUGAUCCUCUGAAUACCAAAUAAAUUAGUUCAAAAAAAGCAGUUUUAGUUGCUAACAAAAUUACAAUUGUUAAAACUAAAAAUUAAAUAACAGAUUAAAAAGGUAAUUUUGCAGCAAAACCAAAUAUGGUUUUUGCAGAAUCAAUUUAACCAAUAGAACCAAUUUAAGAAAAAAAAGUUAAGAUCUAAGAAAAUGGAAAAGAUGAUGAUGAUGAAAUAGACAUAAGAAUUUAUGAUGGAAUAUAAGGAGCUCCAUCAAUAGGAGUGUAUUGUUCAAAAUAAAUAAUUUUAUUUGAUAACAAAAUUAAAAUACCUAUUGUUCUAUUAGUUUAAUUCCCCCCUUAAUAUAGAGUUUUAUGUGAAAAGAUAGAUUUUUCCAAACUUCAUAAUGCUAAAGAAACAAUCCAAUAUUUAUCUUCAAAUAUUGAAAGAAAGAUCUUAUUUGGCUAAGUUGUAUUGAAACCUUGUGAAUAUACAAAAAAUUUGAAAGAAUUAAGUGAAAAAAUUAUUAAAUAGGAUAAAAUAGUAGCAUAAAAAUUUGACAAAGACAAUGCAUCUUUCUUAAUAUUACAUAAGAAUCAAUUAGAAUAAAUUCUAAAGGCUAGAAAAUAAAGUUUAGCAUUUGAUGCAUCUGAUAUGGUUAUAAGAGAAUGGACAAAAUAAUAAUCUUAUUUAGAAUGGUGGGCAUUGAAUAAACAAGAUCAUAAUCUACAUUUUUUGAUAUCAUAUAAAAGUUUAACAAAUACUACUGAUCAAAUUUAUGAUAAAGUGACACUUUAAAAACCUUCUUGUUAUCCUAAAAUUUAAUAAACUAUUGAUUCCUUAAAAUAGAAAAAGGAUAUAGAUGAUUUAUUAUAAGGAUUCCUUUAAACAGAUUUAUUUCAAGGUUAAUAAUUUGGUGAUAUGUUUUAAGAACUCAAUCCAAUAUAAUAAAUUAAUGAUUUAUAAAUUCAAUUAGAAGAAGUAGAGAAAAUUUAAUAAGAUUAGGAUGAAGAAUAAUAAGAUAUUAAAUAAUUGGAUAAAUCUGAAACAAAUAGAAAUAGUGAAUAGGAAAAUAAAUAAAUAAAUUUCAAUAUUAAAAUAUCAGAAUUAACUCUGUAAUUAUCAAAGGAUGACUAUUUCUGA